UGCUUCUGCUGCAGGGCCGGGAAGCUCUUCCUGCGGCGGCGGGAGAAGGCGGAGGAGGAGGCCGGCGGUGGGAGGGAUUAUCCGGGAGAGAAGGAGGAGGAAGAGGAGGAAGAGGAGAAGGACCGAAGGGCAGGCAAAACAGGCAGGCAGGCGGGCCUAGAAGCCAAGCCACCCGCGGGCUCUGCUCCCCUUCCCGGACCCGGUGCUGCCUCCUUCCCGGAGCCGAGGGAAGUCGGGAAGCGCAGCUACGCGAGGCCGGGGAUGCAGCGCUCCCGCUAGGCCUCUCCUUGGAAGGGGAAAGGAGGAGGAAGGGACUAGUUGGCGGAGAAGGAGGACCCUCUUCUUCCUCGGAUCCCGAAGCCAAGCUGGAGCAAGAGGAGGAGGAAGAGGAGAAGGGGAAGGACCCACCGCUUCGGAGGACAUCUUGGGGCUUUGGAAGAAGAAGAAGAAGGGUUGCUUUGCAAGAAGAGCCAGCCCUUCAUUGAUUGAUUUCCUCCUGCAAAACAAACCUUGUGAUAUUAUCUACAUCCCUUCCCUGCCUUGGCAAGAAACCCUUAUUAUUAUUAUUAUUAUUAUUAUUAUUAUUAUUAUUAUUAUUAUUAUUAUUAUUUGUAUGUCUAUUAUCCCUGGGGGCGAUGGGUUGCCUUUAUUUUAUUUAUUAGCCCAAGGGAGGGGAGGAACCUUGGAAUGACUGCUGCAGAGAAGAAGUUGGGCAUCUUUAUGGCUCCCUAAAGACACAAACAAACACACACAGACAGAGACCCAGGAAUACAGAUUUUCUUCAUUGUCCCAAUGUCCUCCCCUCCCUCUUCCAACGGGAAGAACAGCUGGUAAAACUGGAUUAUAAAGAUGUUUUGAUCCUUGUUUUUUUGCAGCUUAAGACUUCAAUGUUUCGGAUGGGAACGCGUCUUUAUUCCGGCAGGCGCUCCUGGUCGUAUUGAUAACCUUGAAACAAAGUUUGCAGAGUUGUUUUGAUUUUUUUUUUGGGAGUCAAAGAAAAGAUAACCACCUCCCCAAGACCUUGAACAGUGUAUGGAUAUAAUCCCUAAGGAUGGAGUUGAAGGCUUGACUGCAAGAGACUAGUUUUUUCCUUUGUGGGAACACAGUGGGUCAUAAAAAUCCGCAUCCGCAAGCAGCCAAAGAUCCACCGCUGGCCAAGCCUGGCCUUCUGGAUUUGACUACAAACCAUGAACAUGCGGCCACCUCAGACUGCGUUGGACAGACAAGCCAGUAAAAGGCACACUCACCUGCCCAGCCCCAUUGCAGCCUGGUUGAGCAGCCUGUCUUCUCUGGGCGACUCGGCUCCGGAACGGCGGUCACCGGGGCACCACCGCCAACCCUCUGAUGCUAGUGAAACAACAGGUCUGGUCCAGCGUUGUGUCAUCAUCCAGAAGGACCAGCAUGGCUUUGGCUUCACUGUCAGCGGGGACCGGAUUGUCCUGGUGCAGUCGGUUCGAGCCGGAGGAGCCGCCAUGAGGGCUGGGGUGCAGGAAGGUGAUCGGAUUGUCAAAGUGAACGGGACAAUGGUGACCAACAGCUCUCACCUGGAAGUGGUGAAGCUCAUCAAAUCUGGUGCUUACGUUGCCCUCACCCUCUUGGGCUCCCCGCCUGCUUCUGCAGGGCUCUCGGGCUCCCAGCAGGACGGGCACCAGACGGGGGCCCCUCAGGUCAUGCCAGCGUGCCCCCCGCCACCCCCUCCACCACCGCUGCCUCCGCCACACCACAUCACCGAGCCCAAACCCUUGCAGGACCCCAAAUUUCAGAAGCAUGCCACCCAAAUCCUCCGGAAUAUGCUGCGGCAGGAGGAGGCCGAGCUACAGCGGUGCUACGAGGUCUACAGCCGCAACCCAGCUUCGUUGAUAGAGGAGCAGAUUGAAGGGGCCCGCCGGAGGGUCAGCCAACUCCAGCUGAAAAUCCGGCAGGAGGGAGGAGGGCUCCCGGAUCCCACCCGGCCAGCAAGCGAUUCCAGCUCCAUCAAUUCCCGCCUGACCGAUGGACGCCUCUCUUUGGAUUCCCAAGACGGAGACAGCGGCCUGGAUUCAGGCACGGAGCGCUUCCCUUCUGUGAGUGAGAUCUCCCUGAACCGGAACUCCGUCCUCUCCGACCCCGGCCUGGACAGCCCCCAUACCUCCCCUGUCAUUGCCUCCAGGAUGUUCCAGCACCAUCAGCACCAGGGCUCAGACACAUCUUUCUCCCCCUCCUCAGCGGAACAGGGCUUUGACCAGACUGGGAGACCCCUCAUUAUCGCUCCUGAAGAGGAUUGUGAUCCGGGAUACUUUAACAAUGAGUGUGACUCCCUCUUCCAGGACCUGGGGAAGCUGAAGACUCGCCCAGCUCACCUGGGAGUGUUCCUGCGAUACAUCUUCUCUCAGGCAGACCCAAGUCCUUUGCUCUUGUACUUGUGUGCCGAUAUUUACCAGCAGAUGAACCCCAAGGAGGGCCGUGGUCUUGGGAAGGAGAUCUGGAACAUUUUCCUGGAGAAAACUGCGCCUCUGAGAGUCAGAGUAUCUGAUCCGUUAUUGGCUGAGAUUGAGUCUCGCCUACGGAAUGGGGAGGACCUCCGGAAUGCUUUUUUGGAGCUGCAGGAGGCUGUCAUGCCUGAGAUCCAGGAGCAGAUCCAGGAUUACAGGACAAAGCGCACCAUGGGGCUGGGAAGUCUGUAUGGGGAGAAUGACUUGCUGGACCUGGACGGAGACCCCCAGAAGGAACGGCAGGUGGCCGAGAAGCAGAUUGCUCAGCUUGGGGACAUCCUAUCCAAAUACGAAGAGGACAGGAGUUCUCCCAUGAGCUUUGCCCUGAACACCUACAUGGGCCAUGCUGGCAUCCGUUUGCGGGAGUCACGCUUGGUGAGUGUUGUGGAGAAGUCCCAGGAGAAAGACAAGUGGCUGCCCUUCUUCCCCAAGACCAAGAAGAGCAGCAGCACAAAGAAAGACAAGGAGACCUUGGCCGAGGACAAGAAGCGCAAUCCCAUCCUCAAAUACAUCGGGAAGCCCAAAAGCUCCUCCCAGAGCACAUUUCAUGUCCCUUUGUCCCCUGUUGAAGUCAAGCCUGGCAACGUGAGGAACAUCAUCCAGCACUUUGAGAACAACCAGCAUUAUGAUCCCCAGCAGCUCGACCUGCAGCGCCUCUCCACAGGGAGCUUCCCAGAAGACCUCCUGGAUAUGGAAAGUUCCAGGUCUGAGGUCAAGCUUGGUCGGUCGGAGAGCUUGAAGGGCCGAGAAGAACUGAAGCGACUCCGGAAGGCAGACAACGUGCCUCGCUCCCGGAGUGACGUGGACAUGGACGCGGCAGCAGAAGCCACCCGUCUCCACCAGUCGGCCUCUUCAUCUGCCUCCAGCCUCUCUGCUAGGUCCCUGGAGAACCCUACCCCUCCCUACACUCCCAAAAUGGGCCGCAGGAGCAUCGAGUCCCCCAGCCUGGGAUUUGGCACGGACGUCUUCCUUCCCCACUUGCUGGAGGACGAACUGGGCCAACUCUCGGACUUGGAGCCAGAACCGGACUCGCAGAACUGGCAGCACACCUUCGGCCGGGAGAUCGCGGCUUCCCUGCCGCAGCGGGAGGUGGACCGCCAGGAGGUCAUCAACGAACUGUUUGUGACGGAGGCUUCCCACCUUCGGAUCUUGCGCGUCAUGGAUGUUGUCUUCUAUCAGCGCAUGAAGAAGGAGAACCUCAUCUCCCGGGAAGAGCUGGGCCUGAUUUUUCCAAAUCUACCAGAGGUCAUUGAGAUACACAAUUCUCUAUCAGAAGCCAUGAAGAAGCUCCGAGAGGACGGUCCAGUUGUCAAAGAAAUUGGGGACCUAAUGCUCUCUCGGUUUGACGGAGUUGCCCGUGAGGAGAUCCAGCAAGUGGCAGCUGACUUCUGCGCUUACCAGUCGGCUGCCCUUGAGCUGAUCAAGACCAAGAAGCGGAAGGAGACACGCUUCCAGCUCUUCAUGCAGGAAGCAGAGAGCAAUCCACAAUGCCGGCGCCUUCAGCUGAAAGACCUCAUCAUCUCAGAGAUGCAGCGCCUGACCAAGUAUCCCCUGCUGCUGGAGAACAUCAUCAAGUACACUCAUGGAGAGACAUCGGAACACCAGAAGCUGUGCCGGGCCAGGGACCAGUGCCGGGAGAUCCUCCGGUAUGUGAACGAGGCGGUGAAGCGGGCAGAGAACCAACACCGUCUGGAGGCCUACCAGAAGCGCCUAGAUGCCACCUCUCUGGAGAGGACUAGCAACCCCCUGGCAGCUGAGUUCAAGAAUCUUGACCUCCGAAGCCGGUGCAUGAUCCAUGAGGGACUCCUGAGUUGGCGCAUCAGCAAAGACAAGACUGUGGAUCUCCACGUGCUGCUCCUGGAAGACCUUCUGGUCCUCCUCCAGCGACAGGAUGAGAAGCUGGUCCUGAAGUGCCACAGCAAGAUGGCCCUGGGCUCCUCGGACAUCAAGCAGACCUUCAGCCCUGUGCUCAAGCUCAACUCGGUCCUCAUCCGCUCCGUGGCAACAGAUAAGCGAGCGCUUUUCAUCAUCUGCACAUCCGAACUGGGACCUCAGAUCUACGAGCUGGCUGCCUCGACGUCAUCGGAGAAGAACACGUGGAUGGGACUCUUGGACGAGGCGGUGAAGAAUGCCACUCGGAACGCCACUCUGCCCCCCAAGCGCCACUCGCAAGAGGUGCCUCUGCCCCCGGCAGCCCCUUCCAGUCUGGUGCUCCAGGAUGCGGACAUGACCCAGGAUAGCUGCGCCUCGAGCCAAGAUGCCGAGGAGGAGCAGGAGGAAGUGGAGGAGCAGGAGGAGGAGGAGCAGGAGGAGGAAGAAGAAGCAGGAGGUUCAGAUGAGACGCCGACAGACACCUUUCUUGAAGAAACGCAUCCUGUCCCAACAGAGGUGAGAGACCAUGAGAAGGAAGAGGAGAAGGAGGAAGAGGAAAGCCAGCUGCCGGCUGUUUCGCCGCUUUUGCCCACGGCAGUGGAAGGGCUUCCGUUGGAGGACGGGAUGGAGCCUAGCAGACCCUCGCAGCCCCCUCCCCAAACACAGCCUGCCUUUUCGGAGAGUCUGGCCGAAUCGGCCAUGGAGGAUGUGGAAACCCUUCGCCACCUGCUCCUGCGGAGCUUCCUUCCCUGCCGGGACCCCGAUGAGGACGUGACCCCCACGCCGUCUGUCGCCGGCACCCAUCCGCACUGGGACUCGGUGCUGGCCAGCCAGGACUCAGGGAGCCAGGAAGAGCCAACGGAGCCCGUAGAGAGCCGCAGUCCCACGGAGUGUGUGGGGCACUUGCUGGUGGAAUCGGAGGGCCUCCGGACUGGGCUUGAGGCAGGAGCCCCACAGACUGCAGGCUUGGAGGAGGAGGAGGAGGAGGAGGUGGGGAAGGGCCUGGAAAAGGAGGAUUGUGUGGGCCAGAGUGAGCUGGAAACGAUCCUCGCCCCAGCACCCGCUGCGGAGACCGAGGAGCAUGGUGGCUACACAGUGGUGCGGAAAGCCGAGGUGGUGGAGGGGACUGGCGGUGCUUUGCCCUUGCCAGAGGGCAGCUGGUCAGGAACUGAUGCUGGAGAGGCAGAUAAUGUGGAUGGGAACUGCUUCUACUUGAGUCUACCAGCUGCUUUGGGAGAGUCGCAUACAGAUGCUGGGAGCACCAGUCCGGCAGCGGCACCCGAUGCCUCCUGCCAAGCCAAGAGCUUGCCUCCUGCCGGGCCCUCGACUGGCUCCCAGGGCCCUUCCAAGGAGAGCUUGGCCUCCUGGCUUGGUGCCCCUGAAGGCCCACCGUUGCCUCCGGACCUCUCUCCCUCCAGCCAGGCGAUCCGGGAUGUGGACGUGAUCUUCCGGACGAUAGAGCAGCUGACUUUGAAGCUGACCAGGCUGAAGGAGGUGGAAAUGGCCCACCAGCAGUUGCUACGGUCGCUGAGCACGGCCGCGGAUGCAGCGCCAAUGGGAAACGCACUGCCCGAACCCAGCUGGAUGUCACCCGACGAUGGCCACCCUGAGUCCGGAGCGCGUGGUGUCCUUGCGCCUUCCCUGCCCUCCUCCGUGGUUGCCGAGCCUGGCCAAGUCUCCCUUUUGGAAGAGAGCCCCCAAGAAGUGACUCUUUAGGGAGGGAGGGGGCAAGAAGACCCCUCCCCGCAUCUUCAAGGCCUCCAGGGUCUCCUGCAGCCAGCUGGUUCAAUCUGAGGAAGCAGGCCUAAAUUGCAUUGUGGAAACUGAGGCAGAGAAGAAAACUGGAACUUUCCUCCCUCUCCCAUCCACUUCUCUUUUCUUUCUCAGAAAGCACACCUUGGAUUAAUUUAAACUCUUUGAAAACCGAUACCUGUGGGGGGCUCUGGUUUUCACUCUAGUUUAUGCUUUAAGUGGAGAGAGCCCCCCAAAACCCGCAUGUCUCUUCCACUUUGGGGGCUGGAUCAGGAACGUUGCCAAUCCAUGGGACACACCGCCUUGCGGAGUCGCUUUCCCACCGGACGUGGUGGAACGCUGGAACGCCCCGUUGUUAUGAAUUGCACUUUUCGUUCGUUUUUUUAAGGCCAUGCAGAGGGCCCUCGGGUGCUUCCUGACCUCCUCCUUGGAUAUAAAUAUGUAUGUAUGUGCAUUGAAUGGUUGUAAAUACGAUAGUUGUUGUUGUUGUUGUUUUAAUUUGCCUUCAUACCCCAAUGGAUGAGAAGAAAACCACUGUAGCCGCAGCCCGGUUGGGGUGGCCUGGGUGAAGUGGGGACAAAGCAGGAGGCUUUGGUCCAGUAGCAACAAAAGGAAUUUGCCGGCCCCCUCCCCAAUCUCUCAGGUUCUCCUUGGCGUCUUCCGCUCCAACCUGUGGGGUGAAGAAUGACCUCAGUAGAGACUCUUGUUGGUCGUGAUGGCACCCAGCAAGCUCCUUGGGUCAGCCUUGCCAACAGAUUGGUCACAUAGGUGGCUGCUGGGGAGGGGGCUGCUAAGCCCCACGGCUGAGACAAUCUGCCCUUCCGUCAUGCUCUUGGCUCACCCCCGGAGGGUUGCCCGGUUGACCCAACCUCUCCUGGAGGAAGAUCUGAAGCCCCCAAGACCCUGGCCCUGAUCCCGCUUUGGGUUGACAGUGGUCAUGGGCCAGGCGGGCUAGAAGCAGCAAGCGUGGACCCAGCAGUCACCCCGCAAGCUGCACCAGGUGUAUGGAUUAUAUCAGAGUAUAUAUAAAUAUAUAUAUAUAUAUAUAGAUAUAUAUAUAUUAAAAAAGUGAUGCCACACUCUUUGCUGUUCAAUUCGCUCAAAGCCAAUUUUAUUUUCUUCCUGUCGAUGGUAAAGAUUUUUUUUAAAGAAAGAUGGAAAAGUAAAAUAUUCUUCAUUCUCCUGU
Molecule: messenger RNA, 7281 nt
Organism: Anolis carolinensis (green anole)
Lineage: Eukaryota; Metazoa; Chordata; Lepidosauria; Squamata; Anolidae
Gene: arhgef11
Product: Rho guanine nucleotide exchange factor 11
Exons: 43
Coding region: 1188-6059 (1623 amino acids)
Biological process (GO): G protein-coupled receptor signaling pathway; Rho protein signal transduction
Cellular component (GO): cytoplasm
Molecular function (GO): G protein-coupled receptor binding; guanyl-nucleotide exchange factor activity
Source: RefSeq, a predicted model, not a curated record